AUGCGCACAACUCCAACUAAUGUGUUGCUAGACGUCAUCGGGGAACAACCGUUGCGGUGCCGACACAGAUAUCUGGUCAGUAAGUACGUGUGCAGGGUUUAUGCUAGGUCUAGUCACCCUCUCGGACAAAUCCUAGAAAACUCCUGCAGGACGUGGGAACCCUUGUGCUCGGCUAAUGAGUUCGGACUCUUUUCCGUGUAUCAAGAACUUCAGUGUCAUCUUAAAGAAAUUAGAAGGUUUGCACUUCCGGGAAGCCUUGCCCUACCGUUUCGUGCCGGGUACUUUAAGUGCGAGGUAGACACUGAUACUGGACUACUUAUACGCCAGGCGGAAGACCCUCAGUACUGUUUUAGCAACUUCCUCAAAAGUCGGGACGUCUCUAGGGUGUUCUUUACUGACGGCUCCCGUGCUCCGGGCUUGGACGGAACGUCUCCCGCGGUAGGUUUUGCUGUGGUUUCGGAGGAUCCGGAGCUUGUCCACUAUGAACGCGUUAGCAAUAACUCUACUAUCUUUGACGCUGAAGCCCAGGGCGUUAUCUGCGCCCUGGAGUACUUACAAGAAUUUAGGUUCGCAAAGGCCGUUGUGACCUCUGAUUCGUUGAGCGUUAUCUCCUGUUCGGGGUCAACUGAUCCCAAAGGAGUACACUCCCCUCUCGUGUACUGCAUAAAGGAAAUAGUAAUGGGGUUGAGGGAUACAGGCGUAUUUGUGGUACUGAUGUGGGUUCCUGGACACUGCAAUGUUAGAGGCAAUGAGUUGGCCGAUGUGUACGCUAAACGCGCUCUAACUCUCGCUGAACCACGUCCGGAGGGCGGGCUUGACGUUUCUUCGCUGUUUCCCACACUUCGGCGAGAAGCGCUGGACAUGGCUAAGAGACAACUACUGGAAGAGGCAACCAGCAAGGGAACCGCGUAUUUCCUGAAAAAACCUGCACCGCUGGGUAAACCCUGGUUUGUCAAAGUAAAGAAAAAGAAGGUCCUACCCCGCCCGUUGAUCACACUUGUGUCUAGAAUACGUUCACAUCACACGGCUGUCAACCUACACUUGAAACAGAAAGGCAUUGUGGCCUCCUCGGAGUGCCCGUGUGGCCACCCUGUACAAGAUGUAAACCACGUCUUCCUCCAGUGUCCUAUGUAUAAGGACCACUCCGAUAAGUUAGUAAUCGAUUUNUAUCAUAACGGUUUCAGCCCUCCCUACAGUGUAGAGAAGGUGGCCUUUUCCAAGUGUUUUCGCUCAAUGUACGCUCUCCUCUCUUUUGCCAAUGCAACCAAUAUCAACAUAUAA
Pseudomyrmex gracilis is the source of this 1281-nucleotide messenger RNA. RefSeq lists its product as uncharacterized. The record is from RefSeq and is a predicted model, not a curated record. NCBI's taxonomy places the organism in Eukaryota, Metazoa, Arthropoda, Insecta, Hymenoptera, Formicidae. Gene Ontology annotation, molecular function: nucleic acid binding; RNA-DNA hybrid ribonuclease activity. The coding region runs from base 1 to 1281 and encodes 426 amino acids. The transcript has a single exon.